GACUGGCACUAGAGAUCAGUGAUUUAAGACCUUUUUUCAAAACCUCGCAUGAAACCAAUCCCAGAUUUCCACAUGGUUGAACAGGCCUACUGGACCAGUACAAAGAUGGUCGUUAAAAUGAGAAAACUUUACCACUCCCAAGGAGAAUGGCUAAAUAUGGCCCAGCAUCGGAACUCAGGAACCCUGAAGGAGAAGCUACAGGAAGAGUUUUUGUCCUGCAAAAUCUGCCUGGAGUCUUUGCGAAAGCCUAAGGCCCUUCCUUGCCUGCACUCCUUUUGCGAGGCCUGUUUAAAAGACUACGUUCGACGCCACCCUGGGGGCCGUCCAGGAUAUUUCCCCUGCCCAAUGUGUCGAAAGGAUACAUUUAUCCCAGAAGGUGGGGUGCAAGAGUUUCAAGACAAUUUCCUUUUACUAAGUUUGUCAGACACCUUGUUAGAAGAUGAGAGCUGGGACCAUUCCAGUCUCCUGGACAGUAGCAGCAGCUCUUCUUCAUCCUUCUCAUCUUUACAAGGAUCAUCAUCUCCUCCUCGCCAUUUGUAUCCACCCUCACCAAGAGAACAGCGACAUAGAAAUUAUGAAUGGUAUUUUGGGAAAGUGAGUCGCGACGCUUCUGAAGACUGGCUGUUGUCUCCAGGCUACCCACGAGGCACCUUUCUAGUGCGUCAAGGGGAGGCUUCCCCAGGCACAUAUACUCUGUCAGUACGGGACUGUGAUGACUUGCGGUACUUAGCCAAACACUACAAGAUUGUCACACGCCGUACGCCAGACCAUUCAUGUGAACUUUACUACAUCACCAAGUCACGUACAUUUACCUCACUGGCUGACCUGUUAGACUUUUUUGCAGAUUCUGCUGAUGGAUUAUGCUGCAAAUUGUCUCAAACCUGUGCAAAGCCAAGAUCCUUGUUAUGGGCAAUGGAAAGAGGUCGGCAGGAUGAAUAUAACACUACCAGAGACACUUUACAUCUCGUCAAGCGCCUUGGUAGUGGCCAGUUUGCUGAGGUUUGGCAUGCAAAGUGGAAUGGAUCUAAAGAGGUUGCUGCCAAGAUGCAAAAAAUGGACUGUGUUAGCACGGCCUCUUUUCUGGAUGAAGCUCAGAUCCUGAAGACCCUUCAGCACCCCAACAUUAUCAGCUUACUGGGAGUAUGCUGUGAACGAGAACCUGUGUACCUCUUGACAGAGUACAUGGUCAACGGACGUUUAUCUCUGUACUUACGUGAAGGUGCAGGCCAGAGCCUCACGGUGACCCAACUCAUAUAUAUUGGUGCCCAGAUUGCUGAUGCCAUGGCCUACAUGGAAAAGGAAAAUUUCAUCCAUCGCAAUUUAGGUGCUCGAAAUAUUUUGGUUGGGGAACAAAACAGGGUGAAAGUUGCAGGAUUUGGCAUGACACGUACAAAGGAUGAUCCUGAUUUCAAUUUUCGAAGAGGGCUGAAAAUGGCAAUAAAAUGGAUGGCCCCUGAAGUAUUGUCUUAUAACAAGUACAGUACUAAGGCCGAUGUUUGGUCCUUUGGAGUUGUUCUCAUAGAAAUCUUCACCUACGGCAAAGAGCCUUAUGAAGGAAUGCCAAGCAAAGAAGCCUUCGAAAGUGUACAGAAUGGGUAUCGAAUGCCUCGACCGGAGAUGUGUCCAGCAGAAGUGUAUGAUGUCAUUUUGUCCUGCUGGCAAACCAAUUCACAUUCACGCCCUUCUUUUGACUUUUUGAAUACAUUUCUUCAUGAUUAUGAGACUUGAGCCAGAUGCAGGCUUUUAUGCAAGAUACAUGGUCCUCUAGGCUGGAGACUAAUAAUGUGCACUUAGCAUGUUACAUGUUACAUGUUACAUGUUUACAACUGUAGCCAGUCUGUCAAGGUACAUGGCCCUGGAUGUUAAUGAUGUGCUGUUAGCAAGUUACAAAUUUACAACAGUAGCCAGUCUAGCAUAUUCUCUUUUCUUGACACGUCUCCAAAAGGAGCAUUUGCUUUUUUGCUGCAACUCCACCGUAUCCAGAGGCAAAGACUGUCAAGCAGCAUACCAGAAGUGGCAGUUGUUAUUCUUGUUUAUUAUGUGCAGUUUGUGUCCGACAUAUCACCAACAGAAGGUUGUAUUCAGGUAUCUUACAGGAAUUUUUCCACUCACGACUAGAGUGUGCUUGUGAGGUGGAGUUCAUGCUUCCUACAUAUACCAUCUUAGUUUUGUUCUCAAAGACUUCAUGCGUCCUACAUACUAUCUUAGUUUUAUUGGAAACAACUUUGUGUGCCCUACAUAUACCAUCGUAGUUUUGUUGGCAAAAACAACUGUAGAGUAGGUUAGAGUAGAAGCCACUUUUCUCAACUGUCAUGCUGCUUUUCAUUUCUUUUGUAGAGUAGACAAUAUUUCAGUUUUCUUGGAGACCUCAAAAGCGUUCCAGAAGAUUAAAUUUACAAAAAAAAAGAGAGGGAAAGAUGCAGAAAUAAACUGGAUAGCUGCUAUAAGGCUUUCACUUAAUGCCAUGCUUACUUUGGAUUUAUAGAUUUGUUUAAUGAAAAAUAUAGAAUUACAAGAUUAACCAUUUGCAUUUUUUGUUGUACUCCUUUGAGUCAUAACAGCCAUGUUCUUGUAGGAAGUCUGUGUGUAUGUGGUGCGGAUGGGUGAGGUGGCUGAAGCUGUAGAUGAUUGUGGAUGCUCUUAAGAAGUGUCACUUAGUUACUUCCCUUCCUGCCACACACAAUGCAUAUUGGUGUCCACUCAAAAGUUUUCAGAUUUCUUCACAGUUUUGUUGUAAGAACAAACAUUGUAAAAUGAUGGGAUUGCGCCUUUAAUUAAGCUGUUUUCAUCUCACAGUGCUACAAGAAGUCAAGAGAAGAGUGCUGCCUACCUGGCAUUUACAUGUAAAUAAACUUUGUAUGGUAAAAAAUCUCUCAGGCUUAUCAUACGGACAAUAACAAAACAGGUUUUUUCAAACAAUGUUUUGGGUGGUAAAAUCAUGUGUUUAGAUGAUAGUUCUAACAGGUCUAUUAAGAGAGCAUUGAAAAUAGCUGCUAUGAAGAAUUUUUUCCUGAGAGAGUUGUGAUGGAUAUUACUGUUGUUUAACUCUAAAAUUAGUAUCAGCACCAGGAGAGCCUAACACCAGGUAAAGGUGACAGAGAAAUGUACCUUGUGCCUAGCCAGGUAUUCUUUGAGGUGCUGAUUGCUUGCUUAGGUCGUCUUAAUGGUGAUGAUGCCAUGAUGUGGUGGACCUGACUGCUCAGCAUGUUAAUGCUUAGUCUACUUAAGAUAGGGAGUGAGCAACACAUAGCUUUUACAUCUACAUGGUCUUGGUCAUGUAGGGGCUAAUACUUUCCCUGUGUUUUGCUAUUUCCCUGUAAUCCCUUAAUGCUCAGUGUGCUUAAGUUAGGAGUGACAGAUUCUACAUCUGAAUGGUCUUGAUCAUGUAGGGGUUAACACUUUCCAUGUGUUCUGCCACUUCAUGCGAGUCCUUAGUGUGCUCCAUAGUAGUCACCUGUGAGCCCUUAAUGUUUUCCACAGUACUGUUGCAGGGAAUGAGUUAAACGAUAUUCUCAAGGAAACUUAUGUAUCCCUUUUUCUUCAGUGAGUGAGAAAGGGCAUUCCCUGGGAGGGAAAAGAUUGAAAGCAAAUUUGGAAUCCCAGUGUCCUUUUAAACAAACAUUAGCUGUAAGGGCUCAGUCCCAGUGUUCUAUUGACAAAUGUCAGGUGUGAGUGCUCAUUCCCAAUGUACUCUUGAUGUGGCUGACUGCAUAAACACCCACACGCAUCUUAAGUGUGGUUGAUUGAAUAUUCUAUUGGUAGAAAACACCUGAUUGAUUGAUAUUCUUGAGUACCAUCUAUAGCAGAAAAAUUGCAUACAGUACGCAUUAAAAGUUCGGAGGACCCCUUCAAUUUUCGUCAAUGGGGUCCAAUUUGAGUGAAGAACAGGGACCCCUUAAAAAUCUGAAGAAGGGGUCCCUGGGACCCCAAAGAAUUUAGCCUUAGCAGAAGCCCUGUGAACCUAUAUUUUAUGCUAAUGUAUAUGAAUCAGAAUAUAGAGCCAAGUCUAUCCACUGCCAGUAUAUAUACUAUAUAUACAGUAUUGGGUAAAACUGAGUUAACUAUAUUAGUCCGGCCCUCUAAAACCAUCUCAAUUUCUUAUGCGGCCCCUUGGGAAAAUUAAUUGCCCACCCCUGAUCUAUAGCAUAGGGAAGUCCACAAUCUCCUACAGAGUUGGAAGCAUCUUGGAUGUUUGGAAGAAACUCCUUUUGGAACAAAAUGUAAUUUAUUUUUUUUUUACCUACAUCCAAAACGCAGCUCUUGGUUUUCCUAAGAUUUUUUGUUCUUUUUUUUAAUGAUAGCGAAAUUAUGCCCUGUUUCUCAGGGACCGAGUUGAAGUGUAUCAUUGGAAGAAUGUAGCUUCCCGAACUGAGUUACUUAUUGCUUUAGAUUGUAGACUGCCAUAAUGUGAAGAUUGGAGUAAAUGACAGAAAGAUGUGUGCUGUAAGUAUAACUUUGUCUUUGAAAUUCCAUGGGUAACAAGUUGCAGUAUUUGAAUGUUAACUAUGUCCAAUCUCUAUUAGCAUCUAGCAUUCAUAUAAUGCAAUGAUAUAACAAUGGGAAGGAAGUUCUGCAGGUUUGCAUGGUUAAAGUAGUAAUUUAAAAAGCCCAAUAUUUCUUAGAUUUUUGCUUAGAGAAAAAAGUUCAUUUCCACCCUUGUUUGAAUCUUGCUUAUGUAUAUCUGUGUCAUAGUAUGUGAAUGUUUGAAUCACAUUUGACAAUAACAAUAAUGUCAGUGAAGCUGUUUCUCUAUCACAAACAUUAAGAAGGGGAAGGGUGUAGCUUCCUUCUCAGUAGAGUCUCUGAUGGUCUUCCCAUCUGACAGCUGUAGGUGUAAAGUUCAGUUUCUAUUUUCAAAGCCAUAUCAAACUAUUUGAAGGCCAAACAAGUAAAUCUUUGUUUUUCUAUAAUUGUUAUAGAGCUAGGAUUGUCUCUCCAUGUGCUUUGGUCUGAAUAGAUGUAGCAUCUGACAAGGGUCUUCAAAGUAGGUUUUGUCAAGGCAUAACAUCCAUCCCGCCAGCAGGAUAAGCAGAGGGAGGUCUGUCCAGCCGUCAUGCUGCAGGUUCACAUGACAAAAUUGUACAACCUUCUGCCAUAUUCUGUCGACCUGGAGUUUUUCCUGGGCCGGUCUGAAAAGGUGAAUGUACUCCAUAAGAAUAUUUACAGCAGGUCUCACAAUACACCAUUUAUGUAGUUAUGGAAAGGUGGAGAGGUGAUGUUUAAGAAGCUGGGGGUAGCAGAAAAACACUUCUCAAAUGAUGCAUUGUUCUUGCUUAGUGGCCAAUGUCAUGACAAAAUAAUUUACAAAUUGUGGGGAGUUACCUGCAGUGCAUCACCUCUCAUCUAUCUUCUUGUCUUUUUUCUAAACUUUUGACAAAAGAUCACUUCAAAUCAGCAUGUUUGUGUCAAUAGUAACAAAUUUUAACGAUUAAAAUACUUACCUUUGAUUGAAAAAAAGUGUAUUUAUACGCUUGUAAUAGGUUUCACAGGAAGAAACCACAAAUGGAGCUUAUUGGAAUUGUUCAUUUGGAUGUUCUUGCUGUAUGGGUAUCAACUAUAACUCUCAUGCUUUAGAUAUUAAAAUUACCGCUAAACCAUCUCAGAGGCUAAAAUUAAAGCUUUUGGGGCUAUACAAUUAGCACUGUAAAGAUUUAAACUAACAAAUGCUUUAGAGGCAUCAUUUACUGCUUGACUGCUUUAGGAAUUACUAUGAAACUGCAUUAGGGUUAAUUAAACUUCUUUAGGAUUUGAAAUUGGUACUAAACUGCUUUUCGGAUUAAACUUAUCUCUCACUUGCUUUGCAGAUAAAGAUUGUUCCUCUUUUUUUUUUAACUGAUAUCCCUCACCUGUUUUACAGAUUAAAAUUAUUACUCACCUGUUUUACAGAUUAAAAGAGCACUAAACUACUUUAGAGGUUUCUAAACAACUUGAGACAUUUGUAAACCAUUUUCUAAAAUUUGGAAAUCAUUCCUUUUCUUUCUUACUUGCAGCCAUUGUAGCAAAAUGCAUUCUGACCAAGGUUUUUUUUUUGUGUGUGUGCUCCACAGACAACAUGCCAUACUCAUACAUGCCUUCAGUAUGUGCACAUACAUCAAAUUUAUUUUCAUAACUGGGUCAACGCAAGUUGGCAGUCAUACACUUUGUGUAUCUGACAUGCUCUUGACCAACCUACGCUAUUCUAUUUAUGUACUAUGAUAUAGGAAGCAAAGUAUUAAAGUAACGAGAAAUGACUCAAUUUUUAUGCCUUUUAACUUCAUUUAGAAUGCGCACACAUUCCACACAAUGCAGAUUGCUGACUGUGUGAUUUUAAAAUUACACAUUGGUGGUUUGAUCAUGUGUAUGCAUUUGUCAACAUACACAUAAGCAUGUGAGCAUUGAACUGCAUUUAAUAAUGCUGGUGAGGGGGUAAUCACUGCUGUAUUGGUGCAUGUGUGUGCACAUGUACAGAAAUGUGUUAGCGGAUUGCACAAAUGAACUCUGUGCUAAGAAUUGUUCACAGGGCUUGUGAUCAGCACUGUGUAUUGGUAAGAAUUUUCUUCAAGCAUUUUGCCUUGUAACAUUUCAGUUCUGUAGUAUGAUAAGAUGGAGGGAUGGGAGCUGAAGAGUAAAUUUGUCACAUUUUGUUUGUGUUGUGUCAUUUGUCUCAUCAUCUUGUUUUCUUGUUCCAUUCUAAGACUUUCUAGAAUAAAGCUAAAUCUGUUAGACACCAUAGCUGUUGUAUAGUUUUCCUGGUAGCCUUGCUUUCGUAUGUGUUCAUAAUACUUCAGAAUGACACUUAAGAUUUCAGAAAGUGGUGUCAUGAUGUCUCUUAGAGGGUAGGCUUCUUCCAUAGGACUGUGCACAAUUUCUUGAUGAUGAGCUGUAUAAAGCUAGAAAACUGGUAUCAGAGGGUAUCUUUGAAUGUGAAUAUUUUUUGUCUGCAGGUUUUGCAUGCAUUAACAUACACAAUCAUUUGUUUCUUUUUCUAAGAUUUUGUAUUAUUUAAAUGUUUGUAGAUAUUUUGUUCACAUCGAGGUCUAAGUGGCUUUGAAAUAAUUGAGCAGGGUGGUGUCAUUUGAUUCAAACUGAGCUUUAAGUGGCUUUCAAGUAAUUGAGUAGGUCGGUAUCAUUUUAAAGGCAUCCUAAGUCAUCUUUCUUGGUUGACUUGAGGUACUUUCAUGUGUGAGUUCAGGUACCUGAUGUGUGACAUGGAGGUAUUCCUUGCACAAACAAAUGUUUGCACUACCUUGGUUUCAUUAUGCUUUGUGUUUAAUACUGUUUGACAUUUGACAAAAUGGUCUGAUAUGUAACCUCUAACACUGCCAUAGAUGUGUCUUGCACCAUCAUCAAAUUUUUUUGCAGCAAUAAUCAAGUUUAGUGGGCAUCUUUUAUGAGUACUUACAAUGCUGGUUGGUUUGUAAGCACUUUGAAUGCUAUAGAGUGGCCCAAAAGUCAUGCUGUCAUUUAAAAAAAUUCAAAUCAAUUGUCAUAAAAGGGAUUUUUUACUUAUAGAAAUAGUGUCAGAUGUUAACACUUUAAACCUUCAAAAUUGAUAGAAAUAUAUAACAUGGUCCAAGAAACCAAAAUUGUAGAAUUUUACUUUGAAAAUGGAUGGUCCACCAUGCACAUUUAAAAGCAUAAAUACACUAUCAUUAUCAAUUAAGGAAUUGGCAGUUAUUUAUCCAAUUCAUUGUGAUAUUUUCUUUUAUUAUUACACUAAACAAUUUUAUAUUGUCAUUUACAGAAAUGUUCUUUCAAAAAAUAUAAAACAAAAUUAUUUAAUGUUUAAAUGGUAGCACAAUUUUUAGGCCACCCUGCAGUUGUUUAAUUGUACAGAAUUAAGCCAGCAAUGAUUCAAGCACAUCUGUUUUGUUGUGUAAAUUCCAUCGGCCUUUGUUAAAGUGGUGUGGGUCACCUAAUGCUACUAGUUUCUCUCUAUUGUUUAGUACAGAAAUGAUUGUGACAAUGACCAGUUUGAUAGAUUAUGCACCUUUGUUUGUGUUUAUUGUGUGUGUGGAAUAGCAGCUUCAAAAAGGA
Molecule: messenger RNA, 8016 nt
Organism: Pomacea canaliculata
Lineage: Eukaryota; Metazoa; Mollusca; Gastropoda; Architaenioglossa; Ampullariidae
Product: tyrosine-protein kinase SRK2-like
Biological process (GO): cell differentiation; cell surface receptor protein tyrosine kinase signaling pathway; innate immune response
Cellular component (GO): extrinsic component of cytoplasmic side of plasma membrane
Molecular function (GO): non-membrane spanning protein tyrosine kinase activity; metal ion binding; ATP binding
Source: RefSeq, a predicted model, not a curated record